CAGUUUUUUUUUUUUCCCUUGGCUGUACGAUUAGGAUGAGAACAAACGAUGAUGUCGGAGCAGGAGGUUCUGAAAUGCUCCAGUGCUCGGAAUCGAGGAGGAGUACAGCGGGUGGAAGGGAAAUUAAGAGCCAGCGUUGAGAAAGGGGAUUACUAUGAAGCCCAUCAGAUGUACCGCACUUUAUUCUUUAGGUAUCUGUCACAAGGUAAACAUGCAGAAGCCAGAGAGCUGAUGUAUUCGGGAGCUCUGCUUUUCUUCAGCCAUAAUCAACAAAAUAGUGCUGCUGAUUUAUCUAUGCUGGUUUUGGAGUCCCUCGAAAAAUCGGAUGCAAAAGUGAUAGAUGACAUUUUAGAGCACUUGGCAAAGCUGUUUAGUCUGAUGGAUCCCAAUUCCCCAGAAAGAGUAGCUUUUGUUUCCAGAGCAAUAAAGUGGUCCAGUGAAGGCUCAGCCAAACUGGGGCAUCCGAAACUGCAUCAGCAGCUCGCCAUCACAUUGUGGAAAGAGCAAAACUACAGCGAGUCUCGGUAUCACUUCCUGCACUCUUGCGACGGUGAGGGCUGUGCAGACAUGCUGGUGGAGUACUCAGCAUCGCGGGGGUACCGCAGUGAAGUGGACAUGUUUGUGGCUCAAGCAGUCUUACAAUUUCUGUGUUUAAAAAAUAAAACCAGCGCGUCCGUGGUUUUCACAACCUACACACAGAAACAUCCUUCCAUAGAAAAGGGGCCACCCUUUGUACAGCCUUUGUUAAAUUUUAUUUGGUUCCUAUUACUUGCUGUGGAUGGGGGUAAAUUAACAGUUUUUACAGUGUUAUGUGAACAAUAUCAGCCUUCACUGAAGAGAGAUCCAAUGUACAAUGAGUAUCUCGACAGAAUAGGACAGCUUUUCUUUGGCGUACCACCAAAACAGUCCUCGUCUUACGGAGGGUUGUUAGGAAACCUGCUGAACAGCCUGAUGGGGGCGAAUGAGGAGGAGGAGGAGGGAGAAGAGCGUCAGGAGGACAGCAGUCCUAUUGAACUGGACUGAGUCUGGGCUGGGGUGAAAGGGUUUAGGCUGCAUGGAUCUAACAGGGCUGUUUUAAUAAUAAAAACAAGGCGAUUAUUCUCAAUUCCUGUGUUGCCUUUGAGCAGAUGCAAAGGCCUCUUUCUUUGUUUGCGGAUGAAUUGCAGCACGUUGGGAAUGGUGGAUCACAUGACCUCAUUCCAAAGUGUUACAACAUAUCUACCCUGGUGUAUUGUGGUGGGUUUUCUUUCAUUAAAAAGGGAAAAGGC
This is a messenger RNA of Polyodon spathula (Mississippi paddlefish), 1268 nucleotides long. Its product is annotated as Golgi to ER traffic protein 4 homolog. Gene Ontology annotation, cellular component: BAT3 complex; cytosol. Gene Ontology annotation, molecular function: protein binding. Lineage: Eukaryota; Metazoa; Chordata; Actinopteri; Acipenseriformes; Polyodontidae. Gene Ontology annotation, biological process: protein insertion into ER membrane. The transcript is spliced from 9 exons. The coding region runs from base 49 to 1023 and encodes 324 amino acids. The record is from RefSeq and is a predicted model, not a curated record.